Molecule: messenger RNA, 940 nt
Organism: Labrus mixtus (cuckoo wrasse)
Lineage: Eukaryota; Metazoa; Chordata; Actinopteri; Labriformes; Labridae
Product: protein B4
Exons: 5
Coding region: 104-883 (259 amino acids)
Biological process (GO): nucleosome assembly
Cellular component (GO): nucleosome
Molecular function (GO): structural constituent of chromatin; DNA binding
Source: RefSeq, a predicted model, not a curated record
CAUAAAGACUGAGCCGUGGAAAGUGUAUCUGUAGCGUCUUACUUUUAGACUUCACAUAAUCUGCUUCAAGAAAAGCCUCGUUUGUAAUAUUGAAAUCUCAGAGAUGCCUCCUAAAAAGACAGUGGUAGACUCUGCUGCUGCUCCUGUGUCCUCCAGCGAUGAUCCGGUGGAGGAGAAAGUCGAGACAAAAACAGAUGCUGCGGCGCUGCGUAAACUUGCAGCUCACCCCUCGACAGCCAUCAUGGUGAGAGAAGCACUUACAGAACUGGAUUCCCGUAAAGGCGUCUCAUCCGUGGCCAUACAGAAUUAUAUUAAACAGAAAUACCCCUCCGUCGACUUGGUUCGACUAAAGACCUUGGUCCGUAAAGCGUUGAAAAAGGGGAUCGAGACUGGUACGUUGGUGCGUCCUGCCAACGCCACCGUCGCCACAGGCGCAACGGGAAAAUUUAGGCUUGCACCCAAAGUCAAGGAGACGAAGGCAAAAACUGAGAAUGCAGAUCCAAAUGUGCAAAAAGUUCCCAAAGCAGCCAAGGAUGGAGUCACGAAGCCCAAAAAAGCAGGUACCACAAAGAAGAAAGAGAAUGCCUCUGAAGAUGCUAAGACAAAGGAGGACUCAAAGCCUCCUAAAAAGUCGAAGAAAGAUGAAGAGGCUCCCACAUUAAAGUCUGCUCCAGCGAAGAAACCGAAAGCUAAAAAAGCUACAGAGAAAGCAGACGGUGACCAAACCGCUGUGACAGCCAAAACGAAAACAGCAAAGACCACUAAGGAGGAAGUAAAGACUACAAAGGAAGUAAAGGCAUCCAGAAGUAAGGCUGCUAAAGCAGAUAGUGAUGCCCCUGCUCCUAAAGCACCUGCCAAACGAGGGAAGAAGACUGCAGAGUGAAGUUGUAAUUAAAUGUUUUAUACUGUUUUGUUUGCAAUAAAAUCUUAAUUUUUGGAA